Messenger RNA from Ostreococcus lucimarinus CCE9901, 2058 nucleotides. RefSeq lists its product with no specific name. NCBI's taxonomy places the organism in Eukaryota, Viridiplantae, Chlorophyta, Mamiellophyceae, Mamiellales, Bathycoccaceae. The record is from RefSeq and is a predicted model, not a curated record. The coding region runs from base 1 to 2058 and encodes 685 amino acids. Gene Ontology annotation, molecular function: ATP binding; ATP hydrolysis activity. The transcript has a single exon.
AUGCGAGCGCCGCCGCCGCCGACGAACGAUCGGGACGAUUACUUGGCGGGGAUGGAUUUGCCGUCGAGCGAUAGCGAUAGCGGAAGCGAAAAGGAGGUCGCACGCGAGGAGAAGGUGACCGCGCUUCCGUCGGGACCGACGGAUAAACAAAUCAAGCGACAGAGACAGAAAGAGAUUGAAGCGGCGCGUAAAGAGGCGCAGGCUAAAGCGGAGGCGAUGAUGGAGGAUGAUGACGCGUUCAACGUGCGAAUUCCGAACAUGUCGGACGAAAUGAUGGCGGCGAUGGCGAAUAGUAGGGAUAUUAAGAUCGACGGGUUCUCCGUGAGCGCCCGAGGGAAGCCUUUGUUGACCAACACCUCGUUGACGAUCGCACACGGGCGGAGAUACGGUUUGGUGGGUCCUAACGGUACCGGUAAAACCACCGUGAUGAAAUUGCUCGCGAGGCGCAAAAUUCCCGUCCCAGAGCACAUCGACAUUUUGCUCGUCGAACAAGAAGUUGUCGGUGAUGAUCGCUCGGCGUUGCAAUCUGUCGUCGCGGCCGACGUCGAGUUGCAAGAUUUACGCAAGAAGAAGGUUGAGCUCGAAGACUUGAUGGAGAAGCUCGCCAUCGGCGACUCGAGCGUGACGGAGCCCGUGUUCAAAAACGAAGAGACGGGCGAAGAGAACGAUUUGAACGCUGAGCUCAACAAAACGUACGAACGAUUGAAUGAGAAGGGAGACGCCACCGCAGAAGCGCGCGCGUCGAAGAUUCUUCACGGUUUGGGUUUUACGGUGCCGAAGAAGGAUGGUUCGCAAGGGCCGGAUCGUUUCUCCAUGCACAACACUACGAAAAGCUUUUCUGGUGGUUGGCGUAUGCGCAUCUCCCUCGCCCGCGCGCUGUUCAUCGAGCCCACGUGUUUGUUGCUCGAUGAGCCGACCAACCACUUGGAUUUACGAGCUGUUAUUUGGCUUGAAGAGUAUUUGAUGCGCUGGAAGAAGACGCUCGUCGUCGUAUCGCACGAUCGCGACUUCUUGUCCUCCGUCACGACGGAUAUCGUGCACUUGCACGACCACAAGCUCGACCAAUACAAGGGCUCAUUCGAUCAAUUCGAAGAGAUGUACGAGAUUCGUCGUCGCGAGGCUAAUAAGGCUUUCGAAAAGUACGAAAAGGAGAUGAAGGCGGCGAAGAAGGCGUCGAGCAAAUCGAAGCAGCAAGAUGUCAAGGACAAGGCGAAGAAGGCCCAAGAGCGCAAACAAGGGAAUAAAAAGAAUAAGGGUAUGAUGAUGGACGACGACGACGACGCGCCGUCACAAUUACCUGAGAAAUGGGCCGAUUACCAAGUCAAAUUUAGCUUCCCGACGCCGACUGAGUUGCCUCCGCCACUCAUUGGCCUGAACGAGUGUUCGUUCGAGUAUCCCGGACUCAAAGGCUUUUCGUUGGACAAAAUCGACCUUGGUAUCGAUAUGGGUACGCGAGUGGCUAUCAUUGGCCCGAAUGGUGCGGGUAAGUCUACGCUGAUGAAUCUCUUAGCCGGCGACUUGGAACCAACGAGCGGGGAAUCGCGCCGUUCGCACGCGCUGAGAAUCGGUCGCUACUCUCAGCACUUCGUCGACGUCUUAGCCAUGGACGAAAAUCCAGUGGAGUACUUGAGACGCAAGUACCUGAAAGAGAACGGCUCUUCGUACAAGCCCGAAGAAAUCCGCGCCAAGCUCGGUCGAUUCGGCUUGCCCGGGCACAACCACUUGACACCGAUCGUGAAACUUUCCGGUGGUCAAAAAGCUCGCGUCGUUUUCACAGCCAUCGGUCUAUCCAACCCUCACAUCUUGCUUCUGGAUGAGCCGACGAACCACUUGGACAUGCAGUCGAUCGAUGCCCUCGCGGAUGCCUUGGAAGAAUUCGAAGGCGGCGUCGUCAUGAUUACGCACGACGCGCACAUUUGCGAACAAGUGCUCGACGACGAGAAGAGCGAGAUUUGGGUCGUCGACGAAGGUCGUGUCGAUAAAUUCAACGGCGAUUUCGCGGAGUACCGCAAACAAUUAGUCGCUGAAAUCGCCGCCGAGCUCGACGACGAAAAUUAA